GUGAUGGGUGCAGUAGGUGAAGUGGUUGGCAGCUUCUCUCACGGCUUGGAGAGCUUUGCGCAUGGUUCUCAUUUCGUCCUCACGCUCCCUGGCGACUCCGGUGCUCUGAUGAACGAGCACCUCGUUUCCGCCGAGCGCCUGUCGCGCAGCACUUCACCGGACCUGACGCAUCUCAAAGGGAUCCUUCGCCGACGACAGCUCUACUGCAGGACCGGCUACCACCUCGAGAUAUUACCGGACGGUAUGGUGCAAGGCACGAGAAAAGACCACAGCAGAUUUGGUAUAUUGGAAUUCAUUAGCCUCGCUGUGGGGAUGGUGAGCAUCCGUGGAGUGGAUAGCGGAUUAUAUCUGGGAAUGAACAGCAAGGGUGAACUGUAUGGAUCUGAAAAGCUGACAGCAGAGUGUGUGUUUAGGGAGCAGUUUGAGGAAAACUGGUACAACACCUACUCCUCUAACCUGUAUCGGCACGGCGAGCGAGGAUCUCACUAUUACGUAGCCCUCAACAAAGACGGAACAUCUCGAGAUGGAGCUCGAUCUCGGAGGCACCAGCGCUUCACACAUUUCUUGCCACGGCCUGUGGAUCCAGAGCGCAUUCCUGAGCUUUACAAGGAGAUACUGGGUCACAGCUGAAACCACUGGACCUCAAACUCAAACCGAUAAAAGGCACCUGCAUGCUCUUAAUCCCUUGCCAGCAGGGCAGACCUGUCUCAACGAGACAGCAGAGGAUCCUGGGGAAGAGAGGCCCUCUUCUGCAGCCAAGGUUGGAGCAUUUGCAGGAGAUGGAAAUCCCUUGAAUGGAGUGUUUGAGACAUCGAGCAUCUGGAACCAAAUGUCUGGACCCUGGAUUGUUCCUAAAGAGUUUGACACUGUAUUGGAUCCAUUUACCUUCUGUAUGUAGGGCACAGGGGAUUUUGGAUUAGGAGAGAGCAAAAUUUCCACUGGCGGACUGCUUGCCAGAGAAUGAAAGACAACUACUCUACUACUGAAAAUUCUAGAAGGCUUCUGAAGGAAUUCUGCUUUAUGCUUUUGAGAUUUAAUACUCUUCCAAACACUGGCAUGGACAAGCAGGAGACAUAAACCUCCUCCAAAACAUUUCUCUUUAGGUCCUUUAAUUUAAGUUUUUUAAAGAUAAUUUAUUUUAUAUAUUUAUUUAUUUUUAAAGUAUAUUUUCACAAGGAUAUAUGCAAGCUGUAACAGGAUGCAAUGAGAGCUUUAUUUUCUACCACUAUAGACUGACAGUGACUUCUAAAUCUAGAACUACUGAAGAAAGUAUUUUCUUAUGAGUUGUUAAUUUUCAGUUGUAUCAGAGUUUUUUUUUAAGGUGGUAAGACAUGCUGGGUCUCUCCCUGUUUGUUUAUCUCUCAUGUCAUUAAACCAGAUCCUUAAGAGCCUAAGAAUGUUCCAGAAUUC
Molecule: messenger RNA, 1410 nt
Organism: Myxocyprinus asiaticus (Chinese sucker)
Lineage: Eukaryota; Metazoa; Chordata; Actinopteri; Cypriniformes; Catostomidae
Product: fibroblast growth factor 20-like
Exons: 3
Coding region: 4-630 (208 amino acids)
Biological process (GO): cell differentiation; positive regulation of cell population proliferation; fibroblast growth factor receptor signaling pathway
Cellular component (GO): cytoplasm
Molecular function (GO): growth factor activity; fibroblast growth factor receptor binding
Source: RefSeq, a predicted model, not a curated record